AGAUGAAAAAGACCAAUCAGCUGACUGACAGCCACGAAGGACUUAUUUUUCCAUGGUGUAAUUAUCUAAAUUGGGUAAAUUAUUACAUAAAACAUUUUUCGUAGUUGUCUGUAGUGAUCUGUAUUUAACUUUGUUAUAUAUGUGGUAUAAAUUAUAAUGGAUUUUGUUGACUACAUGAGUUACAGUUGGCGUUUUUAACGUUAUAAGAAAAAUGGAAGAAGCAGAAAAUAUAAAAAUAUACGCGUCAUAUUUGAAAAAGUUCAAAAUAACCUAAAUAGAGGAAGCAAAAGCUAGUCGAAUUGUUUUAUUUAUAUAAUAUUUAUAAAUGAAUAGAUGUUUUAAAAAUAAUCAAAUUUUAUUGUAAUUCCAUUUAAUAUUGUAUAUAAUACAAUGAUAGAGUAAGUACCAAAGAUAUAUAAAAAUCAGUUAUUAUAUAAAGAAAUAGAUGUUUGUUAACGUAUGGAAUACGAGAAAAACAUUUGAUAUAGAAGAUAUAAAGAAAGAAGAUAGAAAGGGAACGAUGGCAGCGACGAUGGUGGAGACGCCUCCCCCCCAGCUCAUCACAAACAUCGAGUGGGGAAUGAUGGAUAAAAGUAAAUUCUACCCCCUUUAUACAUUGAGCAGUUUCACAGUUCGAUGCGCCCUCUACCCGCUGACGUUGAUAAAAACUCAAAUACAAGUUCAAAGAAAGAAGGAAGCGUAUAAAGGCGUUUCAGACGCGAUAACGAAGAUCUACGCGAGCGAGGGCGUGUCCGGUCUGUACAGGGGAUUUUGGUUGUCAAGUUUUCAGAUAAUAUCUGGCGUAUUCUAUAUAUCAACGUACGAAGGUGUGAGACACGAGCUCGGCAGAUACGAGAUCAGUCCAAGGAUGAAGUCGUUCAUCGGCGGUGGCUGCGCGUCCAUCGUCGGUCAAACGGUGAUCGUUCCGUUCGACGUGCUCAGCCAACAUCUCAUGGUGCUGGGAUUGGCUAAGGGCACUGGUGUUAAGAACGCGAAGAUCAACCCGCUGGGGCUGGACCUGUCGCAGCGGCUGUCGAAGGCGGCGCUGGCGCGGCAGGUGGCGGUGCGCGUGUACCGCCUGCACGGCCCGCUCGGCUACUACCGCGGGUACGCCGCCUCGCUGGCCGCCUACGUGCCCAACUCCGCGCUCUGGUGGGCGCUCUACACCGCCUACCAAGAUGAACUCUUCAAAAUCAGCCCCUCGUGGGUGUCGCACUUGUUCAUACAGUGCGUGGCGGGCACGCUCGGCGGCUUCACGACCACGAUCCUAACCAACCCGCUCGACAUUGUGCGGGCGAGACUACAGGUUGAAGGUGUCGGUACAAUGAAAGACGUGUUCAAAGAGUUAUGGCGGGAAGAAGGUCUGAUAGGUCUAUAUGCGAAGGGCUUAUCAGCGAGGCUGGUGCAGUCCGCCUGCUUCUCGUUUUCGAUAAUACUCGGCUACGAGAGUAUAAAACGGGUCUCCCUUAGUGAUGAGUACAGGACCAGAGUACGCUGGUGAUUAAAUAAAAUUGAUGUUUAA
This is a messenger RNA of Nymphalis io (European peacock), 1522 nucleotides long. RefSeq names its product solute carrier family 25 member 44. Gene Ontology annotation, molecular function: branched-chain amino acid transmembrane transporter activity. Lineage: Eukaryota; Metazoa; Arthropoda; Insecta; Lepidoptera; Nymphalidae. The transcript has 8 exons. Bases 446 to 1501 code for a protein of 351 amino acids. The record is from RefSeq and is a predicted model, not a curated record. Gene Ontology annotation, cellular component: mitochondrion. Gene Ontology annotation, biological process: transmembrane transport; branched-chain amino acid catabolic process.